Messenger RNA from Musa acuminata subsp. malaccensis (wild Malaysian banana), 892 nucleotides. RefSeq names its product GRF1-interacting factor 2. Lineage: Eukaryota; Viridiplantae; Streptophyta; Magnoliopsida; Zingiberales; Musaceae. The record is from RefSeq and is a predicted model, not a curated record.
CAAGUUUCCCUGCACAGACAAUAUACGAAUUACGCUUUUACGGUCGUCCUCUUCUUCCGUAGACCACCCGAUCCCUUUCCUUCAUUAUAUAGCCAGUGUCUUGAAAACUUAAAUCUAUAAAGAAAUCUUUUAGCUCUCUUCUCCUGCCUAUCUGUAUAUAUAGAGGGAGAGGCGGAAGGAUUGGAUAAAAGAAGUGGGAAGCAUGCAGCAGCCGACGCAUCCGCUGGCCCCCAUGUCCACAAUCCCUGUUUCUAACAUCACAACGGAACAGAUUCAAAAGUACCUGGAUGAAAACAAGCAACUUAUUUUAGCAAUAUUGGAAAAUCAGAAUUUGGGAAAGCUAGCUGAAUGUGCUCAGUAUCAAGCCCAGCUUCAAAAAAAUCUUUUGUACCUGGCUGCAAUUGCGGAUGCCCAACCUAAUGCACCUGCUGUACGUCCUCAGAUGAUGAUGCACGGCUCAAUACCACAGGCAGGCCAUUACAUUCAGCAGGCACCGGUUUUCCCUCCCGGAGCUCCCCCACAAUAUAACCCACAACAAAUGCAAGAGCAGCAGAUGCACCAAUUCCAAGGAAUGGUGUUCCCAGGGCAGGUGGCCAUGAGACCGGGGGCAGUCAAUGGUAUUCACAACAUGCAAACUGAGCCACGUCCAAGGACUGGCACUUCUAGCAGCGCAGUUGAUAGACGUGGGAAUAAGCAAGAUGCAAAUGCUGGUGAGGUGGCUGCUGCCGACAGCCAUCGGAGCUCAGGAUCUGAGCAUGGCAGUGGGGAUGCUGACCAACUGCAUGUCAAAAGGCCAGAGGAGGCUAAAAUGUCAUGAAACUUGUAUUUAAAGAACUUAGCGCAAAUUACUGGUGACUUUUAUAUGCGAGAAUCUUUAUGGCCCUUCUCAUGA